Messenger RNA from Bursaphelenchus xylophilus (pine wood nematode), 11151 nucleotides. The record is from the annotation of a GenBank genome assembly. NCBI's taxonomy places the organism in Eukaryota, Metazoa, Nematoda, Chromadorea, Rhabditida, Aphelenchoididae.
AUGGCCUCAGUAAGAAAGUCCUUGCUUGGUCAACAGAACUCCACGGGAAAUCUCCCAGAGCAAAAGGCUGAUUGCCUCUCGGUUUCAACGAAAACAAGGGCCGAACCGUAGGUUUCUCUUUACAUUUGUGUUUUUAUUUUAGGUAUACAAGAGAAAUGAAGUAAUUUUAUGUCUACUUCUUUCAGUAUUUAUGUUUGCGACCUGCCAUGGGCGCCCUUGCGUGUAUUUCCAAUCCCAUCACUGGAUUUCAACGUUCUGCCAGCCAGGUAUUCCGCUCAGAGCCUUCUCCUGGAGCUGUUCAACAUCUUUGAAAAGAAGCUGGCGAUAGCCUGCAACGACAAUGAAAAUCCAAUCAACAAAACAUUGCGAAGAAUAGAUGACCCGUAUUUGGACAACAUUCUGCGCACUCUACAUGGCGUAUGUGAGGUGUGUUUGCCUCCAGUUCUGAGUGCUUUGAUCAGGUGGCAUGAAGCUCAACAAAAGGUCCCGAUAAAUGAAAACGGAGAAGCUCAAGAGAAGGCGAUGAAGAGAACAUUGGGAGCAAGUUACUUGUAUUGCAUUGCACUCAUUGAGAUCCUUCCACAACUCGUGUUUUACAAGCCGGAAGAAUGCGAACAAUUAGUCAAUCAUAUUCUGAAUACGGCCUUCAAACAAGCUUCUUAUCGAGAUCCGUAAAUUAACUUUUCCUUGGAUUUUCCAUGCUUUUAGUUGAAGUUUCCUUUGAUGAUAGUGAAGCUUCUAUUUUAGCGACAAGUUUGGUGUCAACAUCAAGAACUCGCUGUUUGUCGCGGAAAUCUUUGGAGAAGUGAUUGGAGUAUUCUCCCAGACCCAUUUUACGCUCGUCCACAAGAUGUUCAGCCAGCACUUGGAUGCGCUGAGGAAGGAGAGCCCUUUUACGAAUCUGACAGUCCAGAAAAUCAUCGCUUUGUUGAUGGCCAUGAAAUUCUUUCGGAUAAAAACAAAUCAAAUCGAGGACUUCGAGAUGGGAGUCAAGUUCCUAAACGAGAUUGGAUCUUAUUACCUAGAAGUUGAUGCCAAACAAAAAGAAUUGAAGCAUUCAUUGGCCGGAUUGCUUGUGGAGAUUCUGUUGCCAGUAGCAGGGGUAUGUCACCAUUUUUUGCUUGUGUGAAGAAACUGUUUGUAAUUUUUUAUUCAUUUUUUUGUUUUAGGACAUCAAGACCGAAGCCAACGUCCCUUCUUUAAUCGCGUUUGUCGAUAAAAUGUAUGGCCCAACCUACGAAUUGGUAAAUAAAAAACAACAUAGGAUGACUGCGUAUCCUCUGUUGACUUGCCUCUUGUGUAUCAGUCAAAACAAGUUCUUCUUGAGCAACUGGGUCCAGUUUCUAAGCUUAACCUUGGCAAAUCUCAAGAAUAAAGAUCCGAAAACUGCCCGUGUUGCUUUGGAAUCACUUUAUCGUCUCUUAUGGUAAGUCGUUCUUAUUAUUGCAUUCUGUUUUUAGGGUAUAUUCGAUACGAAUUAACUGCGAAGGGAAUUCCGCAACUAGAAGUCGUUUGGAGUCAAUUUGUUUUUCGCUGUUCCCCAAAGGAAAUCGGAAUGUGAUACCGAGGGAAUCUCCGGUUAUCAUUUUUGUCAAGAUCAUCCAUUUCAUUGCAUAUCAAAAGUUGGAUUUUGCUUUCAAGGUAAGCAAAUGUCAUAUUUGAGAUGGUUUUGUCUAAUAUUUUUGUUUUAUAAUAUCGAAUCAUGUAGGCUGUUUUUCUGUAUUUGGGGUCUAAUGAAAAUAUGAUUAAAGAUGAUGUAUGCUACUGUUAUGCUUUCAGGAAAUCAUUUUCGAUCUCCUCGGCGUCAAUCGUCUCUCAUCCAGGUCGAUUUCAAUAUACCCAGAGAGAAUGAACAUAGGCCUGAGAGCACUGAUGGUUAUAACUGAUGGUCUGCAGCAGAAAGAUGGUCCUCCAGGAAUGCCGAGAGCCACCGGGCCCGUCCCAGCUUCCGGCACAAUCCAAAGAAUCAAGAAGACUUACAUCACAAGACCCCUCACUCCGGAUAUUGCCCGAUCAAUUGGACUCGACCAGUAUUAUUAUCCAUGCAGAAAGGCCUUCGAUGUGAUAUUGAGGACUUUGGAUGCACAACUUGGCCGUCCCUAUCUACUUACGUCGACCCAAACUCGGGGAAAGGAGAGCAUUGACUUUCAAACGGGCGAACUCAAACCCAAAAUGGACCUCUUCCGGACUUGUAUAGCUGCCAUUCCUCGACUACUACCCGAUCCAAUGACCCACACUGAACUCAUCGAACUUCUGACUCGAAUCUCGAUCCAUGUUGACGAUGAUCUUCGAACCACCGCCUUCCAAACUCUUCAGCAUUUGGUUGCGGAAUCUCCGGACUGGCGAGAGGACAUCAUUAAUGCUCAGUUGAGUUUCAUUACGAAUACAAUCCAAGACACCUUCCCUUCGCUGAUAGAGACGACUGUAAGAUGCCUUCUUCAAUUACUCUGCACAUGGAAGUCUUCGGUCUUGGUGGAAAAGAAGAACAUGGAAGGGCAAAAGCCCAAUGAACCGAUCUCUCCGUUUACGAAUAGAACGAACACAAAAAGACAGGCUACUUCCUCGCAGACUACGGUAACGUCCUCUUCGAUCGCUGAUUCGGUCCAUUCUCCGGACGAAACUCAGGUAAGAAGACACUGAAAGAUUUAGUUUUGGCUGGUAUAAUAUUAUGUUGCUUUUCGAAACGAAUUCUUAAUUUGAGGGUGCACAAUCGACCGUCAGUAACUGCUCGGACACCGGCAGUCCUUACAAUCGAAUCCAUCUCCUCAAUCAAUCCCUAGUAAUUGCCAAUCCAACUGCUGCCGCCAUCCAUAAUGUGGAAGGAUUCGCUCUUGUCCUCCUAUGCCAAUUGCGAGCCCAAGCCAAGAAGAUGUCAAUCCAAUUGCUGAAGGAAUGCCGCCAUCUCCUCCAGAUCGUCAAUAUCGAAAUCCAUGACAAACCGAUGAUCAAUGUGCUAGAUGAGAGCACUUCGUAUGUUCUGAACAAGUAUUUCGAAUAUGUCCCACUGAAUGAGCGCCAAUCGUGGGGAACGGACUUUGUCUCAACUUGUGAUAGACUCUCCACAUUGGAGACGGACACUUAUUUGGUGAAUUCGGAUAAAGGCAACGAAUAUUUCAAAUGGGAUGCAUGGGCGUCGGCGCUGAGUGGAUACUGCGAAUAUCAUCUAAUUCCGAGCCAAUGCCCUACAGCGGUAAGUAAAGGGAUCUCAGAAAACUAUGCGGACGCAUAUUAAGAAGGUUUUUUUAUAAUGUGGAAUAGGUUAUUUGACAAUAAAAAAUUGACUUACACUUGUUCAGGUCGCAUUUGCGUGGCCGGCGCUGUUCAUCCGGUUCAAUCAUUGCACCCAAUUCGUCGAUCCCUCAAAUUAUGAGACCAGAGCCUCAUUGCUAAGAUCCUCCAAGUCAAAAGCGACCGCUUCCUCCAUGUGUGGAGAGACAAUUGGCCAGGAAAGCUACCUCAACCUCUGGCAGAAGUACCUCGUCGUUUGUUGCGCUUUAUGCCCUCCGGUGAAUUCCGUCGGAAAUCCGAGAAGCUUCUCCCCGAGUGUUGCUCUUGAUCAGGAUGUGGUACGGGUUUUAUUUUAUUCGAUUACUCGCUCUAAUACCACUGAUAAUGUUCGUCUUUGUAGAUACGGUCGAUGUCCUCCUCAACUCGGAUUGUCCGCCCUCCGACCACAAACUCAGCCCCAUUAUUCGUCAAGAUUUGCUCCAUGCUCCGAUGGGAAAUGAGUGAUAUGAUGGAUUUUGUGGUCCUCGGCGUGGGAUCCCUCAGCCCAAUGUGCUUUGAAUAUCUACUGGAAGAGAUGACCAAUCGAGGGAUUUUACGGGAGGCCCAGGAAAAGAAAGUCAGAUCCAGGAAUAAACGAAGAGACCUUCUUAGGCUACAAUUGCUCAGAAUACUGGAAGUCGCAGUUUUUCGGGGAUUAUUGGUUCAUGGAACCUUAACUGACCCUCAAACUGGACAAUUGACCAAUGUUUUGAUAAAACUAAUAGACUCCCUGAGGGAAAAUGUCGUUUCGGAAGUGGUAAGAACAUUUUAUUUAUUUUAUAAGAUUCUGUAUUUAAAAAAUGAUUAGAAAGCCAAAAUUCCAUUUAUUCAUCUUCUAGGAGCGAGACAUUACGGUAGUAACCUCCCUCCGCCUCCACUUCGCCAAGACCCUGACCUUGAUCGUGAACACUUUGCCCAUCGACCGUCGAAAGAACCUCCUGCCAGAUGAUUUGAAACGCGAACUUGUCCAGACCAUGUUCCGUUGGUGUGGCCGUACCAUCGCCACCAAUGAACGAACCACCAUCAUGCCCGAAAAAGAAGUCGGCACUUUUGUGGAACAACAAUCGGUCAGCGCACUGUGCGCCCUUCUCUGUUGCGGCCCAAUCAUGAAUGAGAAAAACGACGAAGAUUACUCGUUCAGGUUGGUCAAUGGCUGGUUUGUAAUUGCAAAUUUUUUUAGAAUGUUGGACGCUCUUCUUGUCUCCACCAAUCAGACGGUUUGUAAUCUUUUUGACGACACUCUGGCCACCAUAUUGCACUUGAAUGAUCAAUCCAACAGUCUGUUCGAAUGGACUGUCAACAUGUGUUACAGUAAGAACAGCACGGUCGCGUCGAAGGCGUUCAAAGCUCUGGUUUUGCUGUUUUCUAGGCGGUAAGGAUAUUUUUUUUAUUUUGAUGUUAUAGUGGACACUUGUAGUUAUAUAAUUGCCUGUUCCUAAUGUUUCAGAGAGUUUGCCUGUGACUUUGUGACCCUCUUUGUGCUCUGCCAAGUCUACGCGCUGGACUCGGAUUCCUCGGUUCAAACUUCGGCCAUUUUGUUAUUGCAAAUCCUCCGUCGUCAAGGUCUGGAUUACGCCUUUGCCACGGAACAAAACGAGCAGAACAUCCUUAAUGACAGUGGAAAUCAUCUGACUAUGGGAGCCUCGGCCAAAUUACUCGCUGAUUUCGCCGAUAAAACCCCAAAUCCGGAUGAUAUUUUCCCCAUAAAUUACUCCACCAUCCUCCAGCAGUUGUCCGAAACCUACCCGAAGGUCACAAUGUCAAUAUUCUCGGAGAUUUGCAGCCGUUUGGAGAAUGCGAAGACCAAUCGUCAAGCCGCGAUGCUUAGCAUCCUUCUCCAUUGGAUCACAAACAUCGAAUUGGUCGAUCCUUUUUGCGAUUUUCAGGUAGGAUGACGGGAUAAAAGUAUUUUAAAUGAGAUUUUACUUGUUUUAAAGACCAAGAUGUAGUUAUGGAUUGGAUAAAAGAUGAAGUUUCAGGACAAUGAAGUCAAUCUAGAAGAAAAUGAACGGAAAACUGGAUGGGGAUCAGCUGAAGCCACCCAACUUUUACUCAACAACCUCGUCUACAUCAGCGUCAAGUACAGCGCGGAACACAGUGUCGAGAUUGCGGCCCUCUGGAAAUGUCUGGCCACCUCAUAUGGCCCCAAUCUGAAUAUUAUUGUCCAUUUUCUUUUCGUCAUGAUGUCUCUGGCACCGGAUUUCUUCAUUCCGGUGGCUAAGAAAAUAGCAGAACACUUGUUGAAUGCCACCGGAGAUCAGUUGAUAACUCUGUUGAUCGAACAAUUGAAUAAUGGAGGCGAUACAUUCCGAAUGAAUUUGGUCCGCAGUGAGAUCCCACCUUAUUUUAGGUAAUAAAUGUCUAAAAAAAUUGUUUUUAUGAUGUAUUUUUAGAUGGCACAAUCAGAUCAACGAAGAGCGAGAAGAAAAGGAAGGAACGGAAGACACGGUCAAAGAAGCGGACCUCUCCAAUCUUUCCGAAGCUACCGUAACCCAAAAGGAAUCCCAUUUGAAUGAGACAAACAAAGUGUCCGAUCUGAAUCCCGACAAUUCCAUUCCAUUUUCUCUGGACGAAAACAAAAAGAACCAUGUGAGACAACUUCCAAUGCCCGCUUAUGGAGGCCAUUACUCAAGUCUGGCCGCAUUCCUCCCACCCACAACGCAACCCAUCACCUACUUCAGCAAGUCCAACUUGUCUUUGAUUUUGCUCAGCGAAUUGAUCGGCGCCGAUCAUGAGAAACCGGUGAAUUGGUAUCAGCACACACCCACUCUUCUUAAUAUUGCGGUCACUUCCCUGGAUUCGUUGAGGUCUUUGGUCUGUCGACAUUCAAGGCUGACCAUCUUGAGGUUGUGUUUGUUGAAUACGAAACCUUCAGUCAACACUUGGCAAGUGGCCAGUCUUUUGUUAUCGAAUCAGGUGAGAAAAAGGCUUUUGUCAUGGGUUUUAAUUUAAAAAAAUUAAUGAAUAGAUCAGACAAAAGUUUGGCAACAGUAUGCAGAUGUUAUACUAGGUUGGAUUGAGUGAUUAUUCUGUCGAUUCAGGUGGCAGCUCGGCAAACCGACCUCUUUGAUGGCUUCAUCAACCCGUUUAUUGACGGGAAAACUGCUUUGAGUUCAACUGCCGAAACCCUGGAGCCAUUCUCGGAUCAGAAACAAGAGGAUUAUCGGAGGCAACUCUUCUUUGACAAUGCCAUCUUUUCCUCGUCCACCGAACUUCUCCUCACAUUAUCUUCGUGUCUAACUGACAGGUAACUAUCGUUAAUAUUUUUGACGUAUAUUCCCCCUAUUGGGAAUUUGAGAAUUUUAAAUAAUUAUAUUAUUUUACAGAAUGGACCGACCCCUCUGGGCAUACGAAGAUAUCAGCACACGGAACUGGCACAUUGACUCUGCCGAUCAAUUGGGAUGCUUCUGUCGUCAUAUUGCCGAGUAUUUCAUCGAUUCGAUCCCCAAAAUCGCAAUGGAGUGGACUACAAUAGCCUUGAAAGUGGCGUUGUCGACCAAUAAUCGGCAUGUGGCUGGACGAUGCUUCCAAAUCGCUGGUGCUCUUUGUCAAUCACUGGCUCCUUUCCUUUCGCAGAUCCUGUCCAGACUUACAGAGAUUGCUGGAGAAUACUCGGAAGACGUUCAGGCCUAUCUGACUCACAUGCUUCUUUGUGUUCAUGCCGGGAUUCCCAAUAUAAUCGAGAAGAGUUCGAAUCCGAUCUCAAUGGAUACGGAAUUGAAGGCCUUGUCGCCGGCAUCGUCAACUCAUAACCGAUCCAUCUCGCAUACCCCCGGGCUAUUGCAGAGACCACAAACGGCUGGGGUAAGGAAAAUUUGAAUGGAUGAUAGUGUAUUACAAUAUAAUUUUAUUCCAUUUUUUGUAGCUACAAUCUCCGGAUCGACGCCCCGUUAGUCCCAAUCAGUCACCCAUCCAUCAUCCGAACCUUCAAAACACCAAAAAGGACACCCGGCAUUCUCUACUCAUCGAAAAUGAACUUGUACUUGACCCAAUCCCUACAAUUACUCGCUGCAAAUCAGCGCAAAUGCUCGCUUCCACAAGCCGAGGACUGAAAGAAGAAGCUGUUCAGGCCCUAUCUCAAGUAGUCAGCAUGUGUGUGUGUCUUCUGGAAUCUCAAAUUGACAAUGAAUAUCUGUUGGCGGUGCAUUUACUCAAAAGAAUUUUCGAUUCGACUCAAAGCAAUGCCGAAGAAGUGAUCGAACGAUUCGAAGGGACAAUCCGACAGCUGAAUUGGAAAGAUUUCAAUGGAAUUGUCGCGCUCUCGACCAAAGGCGUCAUCUAUCCGUCGGGAUACGAAGACUCGGUCUCCAUUUUGACAAGAUCCAUCGAAUUCCUGGAUUAUCCGGCGAUUGGAAAUAAACAACAGGUCCCAUUGAUCAUCAUCUCCACCCUUCCUUAUUGUCUGUUGCAUUUUGAUUCCCCAACAGAGACGAGUAUUUUGUUGUGCAGACAGAUUGCUGCAUACAGUACGAAGAUGAUGAUCCAGGAUGAGGCCAAGGACGUUACAGAACAUCCACUUCAGAAUUUGAUUACGGUAGGUGUUCAAGAGAAUAGUUAUGUCGGAAAGGGGGUAUACAUAUAUGAUUUGUGCGGACCUUUGGUACCAUUUUUUCAUAAUAAUCCGUUUUCAGAUGGUCAACCAAUACUGUGAGAGCCAAUUCGCCCGCGAUCGCCUUCAAUGGGCCAAGUGCGUGAUCAACUACAUGAUCGAUGGCUUCAAACCCGACCUCACGGAACUGGUCGUCUAUCUCACCGAGUGCCUGGAGAAGUGCCAAGUCGCGCUUCACUUCUAUAUCCUCAAUCUGAUCCAUCUUGUGAUCACUCAUGGCGAUUGGACAAACGCCUCACCCCUCCCACUGAACGCCCAUGUCAUUCGAGUGGUGACAAAACACCUGCAAUCUGUGAAUUGGCGGGAAGCUGGAAGAAUUCUGAAGGCAAUUCUGGAUCAAUGGAACAGCAUCAGUGUAAAUGCAAUCAACGAUGUAGAGGUGGGUCGAACAUUAUUAGUUAAAUGUUAUAAAUGAAAUGACUGUGAUGUAAUGCAAAUUUUUUUAGGUGAAUACGGAGCAGAGGAAGCCAGAUUUUGACAUUUAUAUUGACCGUCCUCCACCUUCUGAACCAUCCAUUGUCUCUCCUCAAAGCCCGCGGAAAUUGGCUCCCCAGCCAUCGACGGGCAAUGCUGAUAGUCUGAAACGGCAGCAGAUUUCUUCUCAGGUAUUUUUUUUUGUUUGUUCCGCCUUUAGGGUUGAUUUUUAUCAAGCGUCGUCUGAUGUAUUCAUUUGAACUACCAAUAUUGUUCUAGACAAAGGUCAGAGAACGACUGGUCACACUUAUGACCGCCUCUGGCCUCCCCGUCGGCCUUCCAAGAUCGUCGUCGGUGAUUUUCUCACAAUCGUCCAGCGAUAUUCAUCAUGAAGACAACACAAGACCACAGAACAUGCCAACAAGAGCAUCCAAUUCUCAAUACUCAUCGUCUGAACUCAUCUCCCAUCAAGAUGAACUGGAAGCGAUGUCAGGGUCGAGCAUGGCCAAUGCUGGAAACGAGAGCAUGACCACGGAUUCCUUCCCGAGGGUCUUCAAGGAGUUUGAUUUCUUGGAGGUAUGUGGAUGCUAUAAUUUAUGUAUUUUUAAAUGAAUUCUUGACAUUUCAUUGAUUUCAGGCUGAACAUGACACGAUCUCAGAGUCAAAUGACAGUUGUUUCAACUACUUGUCGACCAUGCGUCCUCAGCAUCGAAUGUCCAAUCACAUUGAUACAGAAGAGCCGGAGAAUGAUGGAGACAAUGAGGAUGACUUCCUCAAUCCAAACGAUGAUGAAGAAUACGAAGAAGACGAUGAUUUGGAGAUGUCUGGAAGUGGCCUUUCAUCUAAUAUUACAGUCAGCUCAAGAGGGAACAUUGUCCGACAAUUUGGGCCUAAAGGAAGAAGGAGAAUUCAAAGAGCGGCACAGCGAGUUAGAAGACCACUCAGUGGAGGUAUGAUGGAUAAAAAUUUUGGGUUUGGGGAGUGUGUUGAGAUGUGGUCCACUUGAUUUUGAAAAAAAAUUUGUUUCAAAUUUAUGGAGGGUUCUUUUGUCGGUAUAGAGGUGACUAUGAUUGAUUUUAUUCUUUCAGCCAGCGAUUCCAACGACGUUUCCUCGGACCGAACUCCCGUCCAAUCGGUUAAACACAGCGACGCCUCUUUAUCCUCAUCAGAUUCGAGUGACGAUGAAUUGGAGGAAGACGACGACUUCCCCGCCGAUUCAAACCCAACCUUCUCGUACUACAAUGCCACCCACGAACCAACGCUCUCGGUCUCAACCCCACACACUCGUCCGAUCUCCCAUCAAAGUCCAAUUGAGACCAACUCGACGACUUCAUUCCAAAUCGCUGAUGAUACCACUGCAAUGAUGGAGACGGCAUCUUCAGUUCAAUGCAGAUCAGAGUACUCGUCGAGUCAACAAGUUUCGGAUACGAUGUUGAGUCGACAGUGCAAGUUCUAUCUGGAAUGUAAUCAUCAUAUCAGUGGAUUGGUAAGUGAAAUAUAAUUUAUGUUGUAUCUCGGAUGUUGUCGAUUAAUGGCAAACUGAACAGAUUUUUUUGUGGAUUAAGAAGCAAGUUUGUGACGUGUUUUAUUUCUUUUUACUUUCAGAACGAACGUCAGUGGCUGUCGUUGUCAGCUGAAGUGAUCGGAGACCAAAAUGGAGAUCUCACCGCCAAUUCCAUCCUAAUAUUCAGCCAGAUCCUGAGGGAGAAUUGUGUCCGGUUGUCCAGUUUACUCCGGGAUGCCUCCCACAUGCUGUCCAGUAAUAUUACGGUAUCUACCGACCGGCCAGUCCGAGAUGUCUCGGUGUAUUUUAAUCAUGCUUUGAAUGCCAUCCUCAAGUUGGGAGAGUUCCCAUUUAUCUUCACCACUCCCCACUUUGUAAGUACUGUUAUGGUUGUGUUUGAUUUUAGAUUUACGGUUGGAUAAUCAUUGAAUUAUAUUUGUUUUGGCAUAAUCGUUUUCUCUUUUCAGUUGAGAGCCACGAAUCUACUGCAAUCCCAACAAGACAUGAUCUAUUUUCUGCAUCAACACUUUGAGACAUUCAUGGAGAAGAGAGAGCAAUGUAUUAGAGCCCUGAAUCAGAUGAGAGCAUCCCUCAAAUUACAAACUCUAGGAUCUCAGAAGGAGAAUAUAAACAAUCAAGAGAUGGAGCUCUGCAAAUGCUUUGAAAGACUCUUCUUCCAAUUGUUGAGCAUUCUCGAGAGAUUCAAGGGAAUUAUUGGGCUGAUCAAGAGCUCUCCCAAUUCAGAUGUAAGUUUGGGAAGGAAAUUUUUGAGGGAUUGAGUGCUUCUUCCUAUUCGACUACAAUAUAGGUGCCAUUCUGUUUUUUAUUGAUUAAUCCGAUCAUUUUAGGAGUUCGACUUGUCCCCAGCAGUCUCCCGUCUCCAUCAUGACCUCCUGGAAUCGGUCAGUGACGUCCCGUUGGGCGAUACAAGAACCUCGACCACUUCUUUGAAUGUCCCACUAAACGAACAACUCAUCGAUAAACUGUUCCUUCAUUUGACCAACAAGAACUUCCGGAAUGCGCUAAUUACGCUCAGACAAUUGAGGUGGGAGAUUUGUCUUUCAUUAGGUUUUUACGUUUUUUUUAUAAAAUAAUUUUUAAUUUUUAUUUCAGAAGUCAAUAUGGAAGUGAGUUCGGAUGUUGUGAUCACAUGGAUGUAGAUGUUCUUCUCGUCCAAUUCUGUCGCUCUCAUCGCCUCAGGACAUGGGCUUUGAUUGGAUCGUUGGACUCGUUAAAUCAAGGUUCCGAUCAUCUGAAGGAAACGAAUAUGCAAAUGAGUGCCCUGGUCCGUUCCAUGGAAAGAGAAACCUCUGUGCGAUCGUCAAGAGUGGGAUCAGUCACGGAACCCUUCCAAUAA